AUGACUGAUGCAAUGGAUACUUCCGAAGAUGUUUCAUCUACUGAUCGAAAUAAAAUAAAUUCGUCAAAGAAAGAACCAAUCAUUGAUGAUGAAGGAUUUCAACUUAUUGUCACUGAUUGUUAUAUUUAUACGGGUGAACUUUAA
This is a messenger RNA of Racocetra persica, 144 nucleotides long. The record is from the annotation of a GenBank genome assembly. Lineage: Eukaryota; Fungi; Glomeromycota; Glomeromycetes; Diversisporales; Gigasporaceae.